GGCGAAGCAAAAUGCGGCGCCCGAGAUCCGCGUCCUCGUGACACCAUGACCCAUACGACGCCGAUGCCGAACGCAUCUAUCAUCUAUGCUCCUCACGAGGCUACUUACACUAUCACACAGAUCGUUUUCAUCGGCACGAUAGCAAUCACGCUGGCGUUCAUAACCGUAGUGGGAAACGUCAUGGUAAUGGUCUCCUUUAAAAUCGACAAGCAAUUACAGACCAUUAGCAAUUACUUCUUAUUUUCUCUUGCCGUGGCUGAUUUUGCAAUAGGUCUCAUCUCCAUGCCAUUAUUUACAAUAUCAACAUUGUUGGGUUACUGGCCACUGGGACCUUUAAUCUGUGAUACAUGGUUGGCUUUAGAUUACUUGGCCAGCAACGCAUCAGUACUCAAUUUGCUCAUUAUUAGUUUUGAUCGGUAUUUUUCGGUUACAAGGCCACUUACUUAUCGCGCGAAACGAACUACUAGUAAAGCUGCUUUUAUGAUAGGUUGCGCUUGGGGAAUAAGUUUACUGCUUUGGCCACCUUGGAUAUACAGUUGGCCGUAUAUCGAAGGCGAACGGACGGUACCUGAUAAUGAAUGUUAUAUUCAGUUUAUUGAAACGAACCAUUACAUUACGUUUGGUACCGCCAUCGCUGCAUUCUACGUUCCGGUUACUGUUAUGAUUAUACUUUAUUGGCGAAUAUGGAGAGAAACGGAGAAACGGCAAAAAGAUCUACCGAAUUUACAAGCGGGAAAAAAAGAUAGCAGUAAAAGAAGCAAUUCGAGGUGAGAUGUGUGUGGAAUGAUGAAUUGUUGACAUAUACGCCGUUUGCAUGUAAACGGUAGCGAUACCCUUCGUUUCAUAUAAAGUGCUUGGAUGAAUUUUUAUGUAGCUGUUAUUUUGAUUUCGCAAUUAGCCUCUAUAGAUGUGUCUUGACUUGAUCCGAAUAUUUGGACUGAAGCUGCAGCCCAAACUAGAACCUUGCAUACGAUUUCACUAGUUACAUGGCAUCUGCAUGAAGCAUCAAGAAAUACUUUAAAAGUUAUUAAAAGUUGAAGGUCUCAAUGAUUCGAACUUUAUGGAUCUAUGUACUUGACACGCAAUAUGGAAUGCAUUAUGCAUUCCAUUCAUAGUGAAAUAUUCCCCGAUUCCGCAACUAAAUUUAAUAACCGAGCUCCUAUUGCCGGAUCUUCAGAUCAUUUAUAGUUUUGUAUCCGUCCGUGCGUCUGUGUGCGCUGUAACUCUUUUGGCCGAUCGUAUUGAAAUUUGGCAUACGGGUACAUUGAAUAUUAAUGUAGUGCGCUAUUGAUUUUCGGGAAACUGGCUCAACAAGAACAAAAGUUAUAGGAUUUCGAAUGAAUCGGGAACAGGAAAAACUGCAGUCUUAAACUCUCAAUAUAAUAGAAAUCAACAUAUUUAAUUUCCUAUAGAUCAUGUAUUGAGUUCGGAAUUUCGCUAGAUUAUUCUCAAUGACUCAAAUAUGUAACAAUUCUGGGUUCUAGGCAAAUUCAAAACAAUGGCAGCAUCGCUGGUAGAAAUUCUAGCCAAUGGUAACUGAAAAAAAAUGUAUGCUAUGAGACGGGUGUGCGCUAGUGCUCCAGCUUAACACGGGUUGCCUGUAGCUCUUAAUUUCCUGUAUAUGAUCAACUGGCGUCAGUUUUUAAAUCAAAUCAAUUGCACCUGGUAAAGCUUUAGAGCCAAAUCCUUGCGUAAAAUACGCUUGGUAUUUGUAGGUAUGCCCAAUUGCUGUACACGUCGUGAAAUUGGCAAAUUUGGGUCUUCAGCUAAACUUGCACUAACAGAUGAAAUUUAAUAUUUUCACUUGAACGCCUGCCACGUGGAUUUAACACUUGUAUUAUAUGCCAUCGUAUUUGGUUUCACACUCGAUUUCUUGUUCGAAAAGCGUGCACUUGGAACGAUCAUGCACCGGUAGGUGUUGCAAACAUACAAUUAGGUUCAAUUCGCAUUCUAAAACAGUUAGAGAAUAUUGUCACCACAAUAUGCCACUGUUUUCGGUAGUCCCUAAAAAAUAUGGUCUGUAGUGUUAGUCGAUCAGAUUUAGCUGGUAUUGUUAAUUACAAAUGAUUAAACAUUCGCACGAAACGUUUUCAGGUGUGCAGUGUAACGGGUAAUUACAAAACCAGGACUGACAAGCCCGCUUGUAUUAAUAAUUUUGGUUUCACGUUUAAAUCAUAUAAACAAAUAAUGGUAAUUUCUUAUAAAAUUAUGCCGUCGGCUAGCUCAAUAUAACGAAAAUCUUCUAUACCAAACAUUAAUUUGCAGGGGACUGGACUUCUCGCACCUUUGCGUUAGACAUUGCGCUAGACCAACUGGUAAAAAAUGCAGACAAAAAACUACAUUCCAAAAAAAUUCAAAUAAAUUUAAACAAAGGAACAUCUUGCGCUCAUGUACAGCUCAAUCAUACAUUUGGAAAAAAGCAUGGUAGACAUGGAUAAUAUUGUCACAAUGUCUUUUUCGAGUCACUAUAACUCACUAGCGACCACCGAUAUGCAAUAACCUAAUGCGAUUAAUCGGUUAAGUGAAUAAAAUUGGAAAGAUCUAAGUAAGCUAUAAUGUUUCAGGAAAGGUACCAAUGGUAAGAAGAAAGAUAAAAAGAAAAGAAAAACCCAACGAACUGAAAAUUAUUUAAAUAAUAAUAAAAAAAUAUUUCAAGUUUUUCUUCUGAAAUUAUACAUUAGGAAAAGGCGAUGAAAAACGAUUAUUUUCGUAGAAAUUCUCCAUGCGUGAUUUGGGCCAUACUUUGGACGGUCGUAUAUAAAGGAUGUUAUAAAUACAGUGCAGUUACUAUUAUGUUAACGGCAGUAUUUUUUAAAGAUCACCUAUCUCCCCUUAAUUAACUUUGCCAUCUUUAUAAGAGAGAGCUUUUAAUUUCGAAAACAGUGGCGACGAUUCUGAUCGAGACUUUGCGAAUCGAUUAUAUGGAAAAGUAAAUCCAUAAAGGAGAUGAUGGAUCAGAAACUUUUUGAUACAGCGUACAAAGUAUAUGCAAAAGGGGUUGUUCACAAAUAACACAACUUUUACUGGUUUCUUCCACUACCGUUGCUAAACGCUUCGCCAUUUCAGUUGUUUUGGGAAUCCUACAAAGCUAUUUCGGUAGCUUUCUGUCCCUUUCCGUCACCGUCUAGGUUUUUUAGACCUCUCUUGGCUUGUCUAGGUCUGAAAUGGUCUAGAAUGGCCUGAAAAACUUACACCAGCUCCAGAAAAAUUUAAAGAGGAGGAAACCACGACAAAGUUAUAAAAAAAAUCUCCCAAGAUUUUUAGUUCCUCUUCAAACGUUUCUAAAGAUUUUUGUUUCUUUCGAAACUACUCUAAGAUGUUUCUAGAACUCUCUUCGUUCGAUUGAUUCCGGAUAAAGUACUGCAGUUUCAGUCGUCUUGGAAACCUUUGCUAUCGUAUUAGAUACCUAUAGGCUAUAUUAGAUACUUUUUGAAAGGUUUAUUCGAAAUAUUCCUACAAACUUAUUAGGAGUAGUGAAAAUCCUUCUUGUAAAUAACCCCUAGUAAUGUUACUAACGCCGUAUAUGCCAAAAUAUCAAGUAUCCAAUCUUCAGUCUCUCCGUGAAAUCGCAUCAGAAAGCUUUGUGGAAGUUUUUGUAGUGCAAUAUUCGUACAAACAUUUUUAGAAUUUUUAGGAACACGUUCACGCAUCUUCUUAUAAAUCCCCAUUACAGAAAAUGCCUUUGAUUUCGUCUUCGUAAUAUCGUAGAAAUCUUGAAAACGACUUUGGGGAUUUUCUCAAAGAUAUUGUUGAGCAGCUUCUUUGAGGGAAUCUUAUUAGAAACAUUCUUAUCCAUCGCAUUAGAAGCUUUCUUGAUAAUGUUCCUAUCCUCUUAUAAGACUAUGUCAACCUCUUUCUUAAACAGUCUUCAAAAUCAUCUAUAGUGGCUAUUGAAAAUAGUCUCUCUUUAGGUCUGGUUAAAACCUCCUUAGUAACAUUCCUUGAAACUCGAAAGACAGAGCUGCUCAAUUCUUGUAAAACACAUUUUUUUAGAAACCUUUU
Photinus pyralis (common eastern firefly) is the source of this 4002-nucleotide messenger RNA. RefSeq names its product muscarinic acetylcholine receptor DM1-like. The coding region runs from base 46 to 771 and encodes 241 amino acids. Gene Ontology annotation, cellular component: dendrite; plasma membrane; synapse. NCBI's taxonomy places the organism in Eukaryota, Metazoa, Arthropoda, Insecta, Coleoptera, Lampyridae. The record is from RefSeq and is a predicted model, not a curated record. Gene Ontology annotation, molecular function: G protein-coupled acetylcholine receptor activity; G protein-coupled serotonin receptor activity. Gene Ontology annotation, biological process: G protein-coupled receptor signaling pathway, coupled to cyclic nucleotide second messenger; chemical synaptic transmission; adenylate cyclase-inhibiting G protein-coupled acetylcholine receptor signaling pathway. The transcript is spliced from 2 exons.